AAUAUGUUUUAUGGUAUAUAAUUAUCUGCAGGGGAAUCAUAAACUAUUCAGAAGGUAGAUGAUCACAAUUAAUUUGUAUUAUCAUAAGCAGUUUUGGUUAAAGGAACCAACCUUAAUGUAUUAAUGAAUGGAAUAGUCAUAGCCUCAUUGAAUUAAGUAUGAUUAUAUAGAUCCUUAGAAAAUCUCCUAAAUGCCUCUUAGAAUUAAGAUUACACCUGAAUCAUAAAUAACAAAGCUUGAAGUAAAAGGAAAUGGAACUGUUCAUUUAUGUGGAUAUUAUAUUCAAUUUGAUUUAUAAAAUGAAGAUGCUGAUUUACAAUCAGUUGCCCAAUUAUUAAAAUAAAGUAAUCAGAUUACUAAACCUCCAGUGUAAAAAGCACCUGUUGUCCCCAUUAAAAAAAUUGAUACCUAACCAAAAUGGGAUGAAAUGGAUUGGGAAGAUGAAUAGUUCUAAAAGAGAAUUAAAUGAUAUAUAUUAAGAAUGUGUAAUAUUAAUAUGUGAC
This is a messenger RNA of Paramecium primaurelia, 503 nucleotides long. Lineage: Eukaryota; Ciliophora; Oligohymenophorea; Peniculida; Parameciidae. The record is from the annotation of a GenBank genome assembly.